This is a messenger RNA of Nematostella vectensis (starlet sea anemone), 4119 nucleotides long. RefSeq lists its product as uncharacterized. The transcript is spliced from 22 exons. Gene Ontology annotation, molecular function: calcium ion binding; protein binding. Gene Ontology annotation, cellular component: myosin II complex. The coding region runs from base 2813 to 3850 and encodes 345 amino acids. NCBI's taxonomy places the organism in Eukaryota, Metazoa, Cnidaria, Anthozoa, Actiniaria, Edwardsiidae. The record is from RefSeq and is a predicted model, not a curated record.
GUUACGUAAGCAUCUAAGUAAGUAAAUGAACAAUCUAAGAAAUGUAGACAAAACUUUUGUUUACAACAAAACAAAAAAGAAGAGUCAUUGAUAGGAUUAUGUAAUUACAGUGAAAUACAAAAAAAAUGUACGCAGUGCUAGAAUUAGCGGAGAUAAAGCUAAGUUCGAAAAAUAAUCGAGUCAGCCAGUUCAGCAGAGCAAAGAGGGACUAACGGAAGACGGUUAUUAGCAAACUCUCCUUGACAGCUGGUCCUUGCAUGCCGACAAAGGAAAAACCCCAUAUAAGCGCCCCCUUGCUUGUUGUUCGUCAUUCAUCACGAACAUCACCAUCAAUCAUGGAGAGACUCGUGUUUCUACUCAUUCUCUGCGCAGCGGCGUUUGCAUCUAUCGAAGAAAACCGCGGUCUUGAAGAAGAAGAAGAAUUGUUUGAAGGCGACAUGAAGCUGACUGACGACCAGAUGAACCAGUUAAACGCCCGUGCUGCAAUUUUUACGAGAAAGUGGCCGGGGGGCGAGGUUGCUUAUGAGUUGGACUCUUCCAUCUCGGCCCCCGUCACUCAACCUCCACCAAGCACACCGGCGCCACCAAUCGAAAAGUUUAGCUGUAACUUUGAUCUCGACACGGCUUUAUCAACCUGAAAACUGACAAGUUCGACUGGUCCAGAUGGAGUGGAAGCACACCCUCAAGUGGUACCGGACCCAGCUCAGGAAAUGGAGGAAAAGGCAACUACAUGUACAUCGAGACAUCCCAUCCCAGAUUACCCAAUGACAACGCAAAGCUGGAAAAACCUGGCCUUAGCUUUGACGGAAAUACCUGUGUUCGGUUUUUCUACCACAUGAACGGUACCAGCAUGGGUAAGCUUGUCGUCAAGAUUGGAUCCAAGGUUGUCCUUACACUUGCCGGUAACAAAGGAAAUGCCUGGAAGAUGGCAAAUAUUGCAAUCAAGGACGUCGGUGUAUAUCCUCUCGUGUUCGAGGGAAUCAGAGGCAAUGGCUGGUCCAGUGACAUAGCAAUUGAUGACGUAUCUGUGGAAUCAUGUGAAGCUUUUACUAUCACAUGAAUGGCAAAGAUGUGAACAAGCUGUUGGUGAAGGUCGGUGAUAACGCAUGAAAAAGGCUGAGAUCAGAGUGAAGGAGCAAGGUUCUAUUCUCGUGUUUGAAGGAUUCAGAGGCGCAAACUGGCAGGGAGACAUUGCCAUCGAUGACGUGUCUGUAAUGUCCUGCGGAGGAAUUCAACCUACUGCAAGCCCACCAAAGCCCCCGACAGGAGCUCCCCCGCAGGCAUUGCUGAAUGGCAAUUGUAUUGCUUUCCCUGGAAGCUGUGGAAUUCGCCCACACACCAGGAUUGUUGGAGGAACCGCUGCCAAGCAAAACAGCUGGCCAUGGCAGGCUCAACUCAGGACGACUUCCGGUUUACCCUACUGCGGCGGCUCCUUGAUUCAUCCACAGUGGAUUCUGACGGCAACUCACUGCGUUAGCGGGAAAUCGGCGUCAUCCAUUGUCAUCAGAGAAUUCUCACAAGACUCGGAGCCCAUAAAAGAGGACCUCGAAUGUCGGUACAGAGCAAGAUAUCAAAGUGUCAAAGGUGAUCACUCACGCCAGCUACCACAAAUUCACCUCCUACGCCCAUGACAUCGCGCUGCUUAAACUCGAGAAGCCAGCCACACUCAACAAGAAUGUCAACUUGGUCUGUUUGCCCGAUAAUGUCCCCGCCCUAUCUGACGGUACUCGCUGCUACAUCACGGGAUUGGGUCGUCUUGCUUCCGGUGGAGCCACUCCCGACAUCCUUCAAGAAGCCAUUCCGAAGAAGUCCCGGUUGUGAGCAAAGGUCGCUGUGACAAGGGUUAUCCCGGCAAAAUACAUAGCUCUAUGCUGUGCGCAGGUCUGGAUAAGGGUUGAAUAGAUGCCUGCCAGGGGGAUUCUGGAGGUCCGUUGGUGUGUGAGAGUGGAGGACGGUUCUACAUCCACGGAGCCACCAGCUGGGGAUAUGGCUGCGCAAGGCCUGGGAAGUACGGGGUCUAUGCGCAUGCCAAGAACUUUAUCGGAUUGGUCAGGUCUGAGAUGGCCAAGAAUUAAGAAACGUUGAUUCAACAAAGUCAACAAAUUUUACAACAUGAAACUUAAAUCAAGUAUAAUUUCAUACGCAGAUGUCACGUCUGAUUCAGCAAUAAAAUAGUCAUUGAACUCAUCAAUGAAGUAUGUACUUCUUUUAUCAAAUUCUCAAAUUAUUACAAAAAACUCAAUCAAUUUUCAAGUAGAAAGAGUCCCCCCCCCCCUUCUGGACGACCAUCUUGCCUCACAUAUCUACGUCUUCGAAGUAUAUCACCUUGUUUUCAAUCAUCAUCAAAAGCCAAAAAAGGCCAAUGACAUUUGACAAUGGCGUGAUAAUAAUAUUUAGGCAAACUUCUAAAUUUCCAGACAAUUACUUUUUUUGAGGAUUUGGCAACUUUUAGCCUUGGUAAUGGUAGAACUAUAAAAUAUUGCUUGGAGAACUACAACGCUGGUAUAGUUGAUAAAGGCUUAAUGGUCGAGUAGUUCUCUCAUCCCUUAGGGAUGUCUAUUGAAUCAAGUGUUCCACCAGAAUGCCCAGACCAAUGCUAGUACUCUAAGCCUGCCUGAAUCUGCAUAGUUUAUAUCGCUACUUGCAUAAAUGAUCGUUCCUUCUGAUAGAACACGAAAGUCAGGAAAGCAAAUAUGUUUGCUCGGAUGUGAGGAAAAAAAAACUAUUCUAUGGAGUUUUCUAAAGUGCACUUUGGUAUUUUUAUUGGAAGAUGAAAACGUAAUUUGGAUGUCCUUUCCAUAAAUUGUUGGACAUGGCAGGGCUAUUUGACUUUAGCCGUACAGGCUGGAGCGUGUGGUUCACCUACUUCAUCGUGUUGAUAAUGAUCGCCAUCACGGGGUUCUUUAUCCUUGCCUCCAUCAUCCUCACCAUCAAAAGGUUUUGCCAGGGGCUGAAACAAGAAGGAGAAGCCUUCGAUGCUCUGCCUGAAGAGGGAGAUGAAGCAGAUGGCGGCUUCAAAUCGUUCUUACAAUUCCUUCAAAGAGAUAAAGACUACGAGUUGGUGACAGUCACCAAAGGGGUUAUGGGGAAUUACUCCCACAUAGGGGUACGGCUGGAAGGAGGUCUUGAUAAUCCCUCACUUCACGGUGAUCCAGGAAUAUUCGUCCAAGCUGUCAAAAAAGACAGUCCUGCAUACGGAAAACUGUAUCCCGGAGACAGGAUUCUAUCGGUUAACGGUGAGCGCGUGACACGGGUGCCACGUAAGUACGUGGAGGUAAUGAUCAAGAUGGCGGAAGGAGUGGUGAGGUUUUACGUCAAGAGAGCGCCAAAACGACAGAAACGCGUCUACAAAGCAAUGGACGAGUAUAAUGCAGACGUGCGCAAAGGAGUCUUUACAAAGCAACAGUUUGAAGAAAUCGAGGAUGCAUUCUCAGUGUUUGAUCCCGAUUGCAAGGGGCGCGUCAAGACGAUGGACUGUGUACCUCUAGUGCGCUCACUUGGGUACAACCUGCACGAAGCUGAGAUCUGGGUCUAUAUGAACGAGCUCGGAUAUACAGGAAACACCAAGGUACUCCUCACAGAGUUUAUCAAACUAAUGAACCUCAUUGUGACGGAGCACGGUUCAUUCGAGGACGAGAUACUUUUUGCGUACUCGGUGUUUGAUCCUGAAGACGAGGGCUACAUAUCCGUGGAGGAGUUCCAGAAGGCGUUUGACCGCAUGUCCGGUAGAGAGAGGAUUAAGGAUGAUGAAAUUGACGAGAUCAAGAGACUUGGGGACAAGGAUGGCGACGGCAAGCUCGAAUUUCGAGACUUGCGAAGAUUACUGUUGCCAACCAUGAAGAUGUAUUGAGUGAAAGCUCGAGAGAAGCAAGGCUGUCACGAGCUUAAUCAAGAAAAUACUAACGAAAUAGGGAAUAAAUCAGCCUUCAUACUGAGGAGGAAAUAAACAAUUUAUCAAAGUUUUUACAGUUAAACAAGUGAGACAUUAUAUUUGCGCACACAAAAUACUGAAACGGGGCCCCCUGUAAGAAGUGUACCAAAAAUAUUUACCAAAAAUCAUGCAAAAAAACUUAGUUUAAACAACCGAAACUCGACAAUAAAAGUUUUAAGAAAGUGAAA